This is a messenger RNA of Myripristis murdjan (pinecone soldierfish), 1752 nucleotides long. RefSeq names its product malate dehydrogenase 1B, NAD (soluble) (gene mdh1b). Bases 251 to 1681 code for a protein of 476 amino acids. The transcript has 10 exons. The record is from RefSeq and is a predicted model, not a curated record. Gene Ontology annotation, biological process: malate metabolic process. Gene Ontology annotation, molecular function: oxidoreductase activity, acting on the CH-OH group of donors, NAD or NADP as acceptor; malate dehydrogenase activity. Lineage: Eukaryota; Metazoa; Chordata; Actinopteri; Holocentriformes; Holocentridae.
UCGACCUGACACAACGCGAGCUGUCAGACGCUGUCAAACUCUCACCAAACUUUGUUUUAUGAGACCCAAAAAUAUCCAUAGACUAUUAAUCCUGUUUAUAAGAAAAUAUUUCAAACGUGUCGCUCUUUAUAAUCAAAAUUUCCGUGUUUAUAACACGCUUUGGGGUUUUUAUUUGUGCGUGUUGCUUCCUUGUCGGGCACAAUUAAGCGUAGCGCCACUGGUCUCCUAGCAACCGACGCCAUCCAGAGCCAUGGCAAAGUUUGUGCUCGCUGGCAAAGCAGACUGCCCUUUUUAUGCCAAAGCAGAGCUUCUAGCAGACAAGCUCCAAGGAUCUCUGCCCAACUUCAGCAUCCAUAAGAUCUGCAUUCACCCGGAUGAAUGGGAGGAGUGGCUGGAGGUCACCUGCAGAGCGAACGGAUGGAAACACCAGCAGUCUCCCUUGAUUUGGAGGGACCUGGUGCACCGCGGGGGCAAAGGGAUGCUCCUGGGGGGUUUCAGUGACUUCCUGGAGCACUGUCAGGACUACUACAACAUCACAUUAGAAAUGCCCACAGAUCUGAUGCUGAAGAUUGCAGCGGAGAAUCUGGAGACGAAGAUGAAGCUGAUUGUGGAGGAAGAGCGUCGUGUCAGCCUCCUCCAGCCUUUUCAUAUAUGGAUCACCAGUGCUCUCAGCCCAGCCUGCCACAUGCUGAUCCCUGACCUGCUGUCCUCAGACGUUUUCCCCCACGUCUCUGCCGUGAGCCUCCACCUUCUGGACCUGGAUGGGGAUGAAGAGGCGCUGCAGGGCCUGAGGAUGGAGACGGAGGAUAUGGCUCUCCCUCUGCUCCACCAGGUAACAGUUCACACAGAUCUGGAACAGGCCUUUGAAGGAGCAGAUGUCAUCCUGCUGCUGGAUGAUCGCUGGCCUGAUGGCGGCGAUGCAGAGAAAAAAGAGGAGGACGAGGAGGAGGAGGAAAAGAGGAGGCAGGUGAGGAGAAUCUCAGAGCGGUACCUCCACUACGGACGACUGAUUGCGGAGAGGGCCAAAAGGGAGGUGAAGCUGAUUGUGGCCGGCGACUCAUUUGCCAACCUGAGGUGCUCUGUGCUCCUGGACAACGCCCACUCCAUUGACAGCUGCCGCUUUGUCACCGUGGCAACCCAGUUGGAGUAUGAAGCCAGGGCCGUCAUCGCAAAGAAGCUGAAAGUGAGGACAUCAGAUAUCACAGAUGUCAUCGUGUGGGGGAACAUCAGUGGUAGUUUCUAUGUUGACCUGCAGAGGGCGAAGGUUUUCAAUUUUGAUGGGGCAAUCAAAGGACCGGCCUUCUUUUCCCAGCCAGUCCUGGAAAUGCUCUAUGACAGGAAAUGGCUGGAGACAGAGUUUCAAGACUUGGUUGGUUGUCGCCGUGCGGAUGUGGUUUCCAAAACCCGCCAAGGAGCGGCCAUGUCGGCUGUCAACGGCAUCCUCGCUGUCCUGAAGGCUUGGAAUGGCGCUUGCGGUCAAGAUGAGGUCCUCUCUUUGGGCGUGAAGUGCCAAGGCCACUACAACCUCCCAGACGGCAUUGUCUUCUCAAUUCCUGUGACCUUCAAGGACGGUAAGUGGUCUCCGCUGCCUGAUGUGACCAUUCAAGACGAAAUGAGAGAGAGACUACAGCUUUCUGCCGAUGAACUCAGACAGGAAAAAGAGCUUGGAUCGGAGAGUUAAACACAUACUAUGAAUGCAGAGGACUUUUAACAGAUGCUUAAAAAGGUUUUUCAUAUUUUCAUGAAGCAAAC